UGCUCGUUUACCGAUCACAGACAGUGUGUGUACUUUUUAUUUGGUAAAGAAUAGCAAUGCUUUAGAAAGCUAAUGUGCUUUUUAAUGGUAUUCGAUCAGCAGAUACUCAAUUGUUUGAUCAUGAAUUCUAAAAACGAAACUCCACUAAUAACUGGUAAAGUUCUGCUCACAGGCCUACAAAAAUGUAAGGCUGAGAAUGAAAAUGAGACAAAUAAAGUAUAUUCAAACGUCAAAAACCCUCAAUUAAACGUCGAUAUUGGUAAAAAUUCUCAAGAAGCUACUGCGUGGGAUACUGUGACAGAAGUAGGUAAUGAACUUUCUGUUCAAAAUGAAGAUCAAUCAAAUUUUCAAAAUAUUGCGUCCCACAUAGAGGAGAAUAUUGUUAGUAUUCCACCUGAUCUUUCAGAACAGGAUACUAUAAAUAAAUCUGAAGAAAGUAACAUACUUGAAAAUGCCAGUACAGAAUCUCACCUAGAUAUAUCAGAUUCGCUACAAGUUGUGGAUUCUGGACAUACGAACAAAGAAAGCAAGACUUCAGACUUUGAAAGUUAUUCUGUGCCGGAAACAGCUGGGGGUGUAUCUAAAGGUUUAGAUGUAUUACCGAAUGUAGAUGUAGAAUCUCCAGAUUCUGUUUUGCAGCAGUCGAGAAUAAAUGCAGGUGAAGAUUUAGUGUCAAGAACAAAUGUGAAUGAAGAUUUUCCUUCAAGGUUAAAUGCGGAUGACGAUUCGGCAUCUCGAAUGAAUGUGGUCAACGAUUCGGUGUUGAAAAUGAAUGUUGACGAAGUUGAUUCCAACCUUUGCGCAGAAAAAUCUAAAAAUUCAAAUAUAGCUGAUGCUGAUCAAGCUAAAAAAGAAAGUAUCGAUGUACCUGACGGCUCCGUUCAUGAUUCUCCGAAGCCUAUGGAAAUUCAUUCUCGUGAAUUAGGUAUGUCAAUGGAUUUGAUUAAUAUUAAUGAGGAUUUCAAAAGUAACGAAGUGACAGCUGAAAUUGAAAAAGAUGUAAUCACCAAUACUGCGAGUUUAGGGAAAAGUAAUAAAUUAUCUCAAGAAAUAUUAGAAUGUGAUAAAUCGCCAAUGGUUGUAGAUGAAAUUACAGAUGCCGCUGACAAAGAAAGUUCAUCUGGAAAAAUUUCCAACGAACGCGUGAAUACCGAGUUUGUACAAAUUACUCAAGAUAAACAAGAUGAUUCUCAAAUUGAAAGUCAUUCAAUUGAAGCUGAAGAUCCAUUUGGUGGAGAUAAUCUUAACACAGAUAAUUCGGAACAAAUGGAGACCGAAGCCAUUUCAAAAAACAAAGCCAAUUUUGAGAAGUUAGGUAGUGUGGCAGAUAAUCUACAGGAUGUGGUGAACGCAAAGAAAGAUCAAACUGCUGUGAAUUGCGAGAAAGAAAAAUCGCAUCUUGAGAGUUCUCUGAAACCUAAUGAUACUAUUGUUACUACUUCUAGUGAAAAUAAUGAAAACAGCGUUGAUUCACUAGCAGUUGGAGUAAUCAGUGAAUUCGAAAAAGCAGAUGAAAAAUCCUCUGAGACAUUUGAAACGAAAUUGGCGGUGGCUGGUGACGAGAAAGAAAAAUCUAACGAGAAAGAUAAGCUGAAAGACAAAACUAUCUUGAAUGUAGAGAGUGAACCAUCAGUUUUACCAGGACAAGAUGACGAAUUGUGCAUUAUUCCUGAUUCGAUGAAAGACCUAGAGGUGGAGAAAAAAGAUGAGAUUGGCACUAAUGAAUCCGAAAAAGCCAACAAUAAUUCAGGGGACAAUAAGCAAAUUGAUUCAGAAAAGCCUAAUCUUGCUAUUACUGUUUUUAAGGACGCGAAAGAAGUAACAGCUAAUGCAGUUGCAAGUACAGAAGUUUCAAUUGAAGAGAUAACCACGAUUCAACACCCAGUAGAAAUCGCGCAGUCUAUAACUGAUGUUAUAGACGUGGAGGAAGAUUCGGAAAAGAGUUCAGAAGUCGAAGAAAUCUCGUCAACAGAAUCCUGUAAGCAAUGCAAUGAAGUUAAAAAUUGUAAAAUAAAAGUUAAAGUAGGUUCCGAACUGUUUAGUGUAUGUUCUAAGGCUUGCAAAUCAGCUUUUAAAUCUGCAAACAAUAAAGCCAUGGACAUUCCAAGUGAUGGAGUAAAUUCAAAGAGAGAAAAGCGUUGUGCCAGUUGUUUAUUGAUAAUAGAACCUGGUGACGAGCGUUGUCUUUCAUGGGAGACAAUGGAAUUUUGUCAUGAAGAAUGUUUAGGAAAGUUUCAGACCAAAUAUGGAAGUUAUUGUAGAAAUUGUAAUGGUUCAGUUCAAGCUGUCAGUUUGGGAAAGUAUUGUGUGCGAUUCGGAUAUGAUGUUCGGCAGUUUUGCUGUUCAAUAUGUUUAGAAGAAUUCAAAAAAGGCCUUAAAGUUUGCACGUAUUGUCAAAAAGACAUAAGUGCAGGAACAGAAGGUUUUUUAGCACCAGUGGGCGACAAAGGUCAAUUUAAAGACUUCUGUACUCAAGAUUGCAUGGAAAAAUACUCCAGAAUGAGUUCCACUGAAGCACCACUUGUCGAGAAGAAGGCUUGCAGCGUCUGUCAAGAGGAAAAAAUCGUUCAUUGUGAAGUCCAAAUAGACCGAGCAGUUCCUGUAGCCAUAUGCAGUGAUCCUUGUUUCGCAGCUUUCAAGUUCGUGAACAAAGUGGAUCCUGACCAAUGUUCAACAUGCAAAAAGUUCUUUGAACUACCCAACAAAAAAAGUUUUGUUGUAUUCUACGAAAACGAUGCUCACACAUUUUGUACCAAGACAUGCUUAAAUAUAUUCAUUAUUACCAACCGAAAAAUCGUUCCUUGUAGUUGGUGCAAAGUGAAAAAGUACAACUUCGAUAUGAUUAAGAAGGAACUGAAGACUGGGCAAGUGAUGAUGAUGUGCAGUUUAAACUGUUUGACUUUGUAUCAAGUUUCAAUUAAUGCGGUGUCAGCCAGAAGGAUAAAAUGUGAUUUUUGUAAAGAAGUUUCGCAAGCCCAGUAUCACUUAACGAUGUCUGACGCCACUAUACGCAAUUUCUGUUGCUAUAAUUGCGUGAUGAACUUUCAAAGUCAAUAUACGAAAUCUCCUAUUACAAUACCAUCUGGGGACGAUCAUCCUGUCCCUACUGGCGUGCCAAAAAGGACAUUACCUGCCAGGGCAAUCGCUCCGACACCUCCAAAAGCGCCAGAUGUUCAAACCAAGAAAAUUAUGCCCGUAAUAUCUUCGGUAACGAGUUUAGCAUCAAUAGGAAACGGUCAAGUUAGUCCAACUUCUCAACCAAGUACCGCGGGUGGUACAGUUGUUCCACCGUUAACUGUUCAAACUGUCUCGAGUCAGACACAAAUCGUUUACAAACAACAGAUCAUCACAAGACCACCUAGCCCAGUAAACAUUCACAAUAGGUCAACACAGUGUAAACCUCUCGUUCACACUAAGGGUGUAUCUGUGCGACCUCAUCCUUGUACAAAAUCAACGCAAACUGAUGAAAUUCAAAAGACCAUUAUUCCUAUUCCUGUGCCAAUUUAUGUUCCAUUUCCUAUAAUGAUGUACAAUAUGCCGUUUCCUGUUCCAACGCCAUUUCCCCUGCCAAUUCCUGUUCCCAUUUUUGUCCCAACGACGAGAAAUAGUGCUAAAGAUAUAAUGAAGGAUAUCAAAAGGAUACAGGAAAAAAUGCCGUCAGACCCUUUUGAAGCUGAAUUGCUUAUGAUGGCAGAGAUGGUUGCCACUGAAAAGAAGACUACUGAAAGUGACUCGGAAUCUGUUGAUGAAAACAGAGACUCGCCUGUAGAGGGACAUAAUAAUACACAUGGAGACAAUUACAGUCCAGAAUGUGUUGAUUCGAAUAAUACAUUUGGAGAAGACAUGUUACAAAUGGCUUUAAAAAUGGCGACAGGGGAAUUAGAUGAACCAGCAGUGGAUUUGGAAGCUGCUUUGACACCAAAUACUAUUACCCCAUCGCUCGUAUCAUCGCAGGCCGAAACUCAUGUUGAAAAUGACGUUCAACCAGAACGUCCCGUGUCUGCAACACGUGGUCGAAAACGCAUGGUUCCAUAUAAACCUCGGGCCACACCAAGUAAACGAGGGAGACGUGCAUCUGGUAUAAACGAUAUGCCUCUCAUGCCUCCUCCAGAGUCACAGUCUGCACAGCAAUCAAGAUUUAAUGAACCUGUCGAAAAGCCGGAUGCUAACAUGGCCCUCAAGUACACUUUUGGCGUCAAUGCUUGGAGACAUUGGGUUGUUACCAAGAACGCUGAAUUGGAAAAGCAAAAUACAUCAACGCGAAAGGUUAAACAGUUCAAAACAGAUCUUCUGCAACUGACAGCAGAUGAAUUAAACUAUUCUUUGUGUUUGUUCGUCAAAGAAGUUAGAAAACCAAAUGGAGCCGAAUAUGCCCCAGAUACAAUAUACUACUUAUGCUUGGGAAUACAACAAUACUUGUUCGAAAAUAACAGAAUAGACAAUAUCUUCACUGAUUCAUAUUAUGAAAAGUUUACGGAUUGCUUAAACGAAGUUGCAAAAAAGUUUUCAAUCCUUUACAAUGAUGCACAGUACAUUGUUACGAGAGUGGAAGAGGAGCAUUUAUGGGAAUGUAAGCAAUUAGGAGCACAUUCACCACAUGUAUUACUGAGUACACUUAUGUUCUUCAACACGAAACAUUUUAAUUUAGUGACAGUAGAAGAACACAUGCAAUUGUCAUUUUCACACAUAAUGAAACACUGGAAAAGAAAUCCAUCGGCACAGCCUGCAGCAAUUGCAGGAAAAGUUCCAGGCUCAAGAAACGUGUUGUUGCGUUUCUAUCCCCCUCAAUCUGCUUUAGAAGCUAAUUCGAGGAAAAAGAAGGUAUACGAACAGCAAGAGAAUGAGGAAAACCCGUUGAGAUGCCCUGUCAAGUUAUACGAAUUUUAUUUAUCAAAGUGUCCGGAGAGCGUAAAAACACGCAAUGACGUAUUUUACUUGCUACCUGAAAGAAGCUGCGUUCCAGAUAGUCCAGUGUGGUACUCUACUUCACCUCUUGCAAAGGAGCAUCUUGUGAAGAUGUUGUAUCGCAUUAAGAUGGUGAAAGAGAUCAAUAUUGCUCUUUUGAACAGUUAACUUGCACAUCCUACUCAAGGUCGCUGUCGCGGUCUUCCUUUUUAAAAAAUCGUUUUCCACCUUGUCUUAUGUUUCCAUUCGGAGUGAUGUUAGGAGGAAUUAAGUGCAUAUUUCAACAAUCGUUGAAACAGAUUGAAGAUACACUUUGUAAAGGAAUUCUGAUAACAGAAAUUAUCAUAUUCCUCGAAUUCGACAAGGGAAUAGAUAUGCAUCGUCCUUGAAAGAUUGAUUUGCUAGCCGCUAAAACAUUCAAUUUUCAUCACUAUCCUAGAAUAUAUGAUAAAUAGUUCAACCUCGGCAUAAAUACGUAAAGAUGUUGAACAAUUUAUACUCAUAAGUAUAUUUACUACGACGGUACUCUUAGUACGAAAAAUUGUAAUCCUUCAUCAGACUUUCACUUGCGAAUGUACAGUUGAAAACUUAUUUAACGUUCAAAGAUGAAAGAUCUUUGAAAAAUAAUUGUAAUCGUAUUAAGUAAUUUGAAAUAAUUGGUCGCUGUGAAUUCACAAAUAUUCCUUUUUGUUUAUCUCGAUGGACGCAAAUGCGUAAAUCUUCUAAAAACAAAACAGAUUAGCUUAAUAUAAUUUCUAUUAAUAUAAGAGCAAGACUUCAACAUCAAGAAUAGUUUCAUGAAAUAAAUCUUAUAACUAGACGUUAUAAAAAAAAACUAGACUCAUUUAUUGUAUUUGUUAAUUCAUCUAUUUAUUACAAUAUGGCCACACUAAUUAGCAAUCUUCACAUGAAAUGAAUUUAUAAAUAAUGUAUUUAAGAAGUAAUUCAAAUUGAUUUGUUUUAAAUUCUUUAAUACAAAACUGUCGAUAAUAGCGAUGAUUGCCAUAUAGUUUUUUAAAUUGAUAUCAAAUUAAAAAACAAAAAUGACUUAAAAAAUAGGAACCUAACAUGUAAAAGAGAAUUGUGUUCUUCGUACAUUGUAUGUUUCUUAUCCAGUUCCAGAGAAUUUGUAAUGAAUUUAUAAGAGUUGUAAACCUUUAUCCACCUAUGUAGAUGAAUGCAUGCCUUAAAUGAUACCCUUUUUAUACGUCAAAAUUUGAAUAUGUAAAUGCUUACUAGACUAAGAAAAUACAACAAUUUGCUAUUAAAAAA
Molecule: messenger RNA, 6177 nt
Organism: Belonocnema kinseyi
Lineage: Eukaryota; Metazoa; Arthropoda; Insecta; Hymenoptera; Cynipidae
Gene: woc
Product: zinc finger MYM-type protein 3
Exons: 12
Coding region: 73-5073 (1666 amino acids)
Molecular function (GO): zinc ion binding
Source: RefSeq, a predicted model, not a curated record